AUGUUGACCCCAAGUGAGGACACAAGAACAACAAUGUUAGUUCUCCCUGGUUCUGCCUCGGGGCUGCUGUCUUCAGGGACAUCAAAUAGGAUGACGCACGGAGAGCAGAAACUACCCAAACGGGACGUGAAGGAAGCUGCAAGCAAGGUCGAGCAUAACACUCACAUUUUCUGUGCACUAUCUAAGGUCUUUCUUAAUUUUUCUUUCUCUUUCUUUCUCCAGGUUAGAAACACAAAAAGAAAGCCCAGUGUGUUUACACAUGGUCUCUAUCGCCUGCAGCACUUCUCCUGUGACAGCCCUGUGCGUUACAUGAUGUACUAUGAAGCUGCUGCUGAAUAUAUAAGCCUCCACUCUGACAACACAGUUUGCCUUUACACAGCAGACGGCCUCAAGCAGACCUCCACAACAUGCGUCACUUUCACAGGCCUGACUGAAACAAAGAUCUCAGGCCACCUUGUGGGUUGGGGCCCUGGGUCAGUGUUUACCCUCCUUGAUAGUAAGUUACGGCCCUUGGAGGCUGCUCGUGAUGCUCUGGAUAUACGUGUGUGUCAGGCUGCAGAACACUCUGCAGAGCUUGUCACGGCAGGUGCAGGAAAUGUAUGUGUGUGGUCGGUGAUGCUCAUGAGGUGUAAGGUGAAGAUAGAGGAAGGGCUGCAGCACAAAACAUUCACCCUGAUGGCGCUGGCUCCACCGCAACUAAAGAGGCCUCAUAGGACAUAUGUUGUGUGUGGGUCAGUUGUGAGUGUGGUGGACCUUGAUGGCGGGAAGGUUUUAGAGCAGAGGGAUCUAUGUUCAGGGUGA
Molecule: messenger RNA, 801 nt
Organism: Xyrichtys novacula (pearly razorfish)
Lineage: Eukaryota; Metazoa; Chordata; Actinopteri; Labriformes; Labridae
Source: the annotation of a GenBank genome assembly